AUGGCUUUAAUAAAUUUGUGUGAAUCGAACAACGUGAGCUAUCCUACACCAAAAGGCGUUAGUGGACGAGGUAUAUUAAAUGGAGUUUCUUUCCCAAAGUGGAAUAAACGUCAUAAUUUGAGAAAGAAAUUUCCAGAUCAGCUAAUGACUGAAGCACGGUUUUGGCCGCCAGUGCAGAAAGAAAGUAGAUUCCUCUCGCUAUUCACCGUCGUGACCUUUCCUAACGGUCUUUGCACUGGAGCAUCCGGGGAUAACGGCACGUGCAUGACGGCACGGGAGUGUUCCUCCCGUGGUGGCUCGGCUAAUGGAUACUGCGCUAAUGGGUUCGGACUUUGCUGUAUAUUUAUGACAUCGUGUGGCAGUACUACAUCCGAAAACGGAACAUAUUUUGUUAAUUCAGGUUAUCCGUCUACAUAUGAUGGUACCGGCUCUUGCGAACUAACCGUUAUCAAAGCACAUCCUGAUGUGUGCCAAAUAAGGUUGGAUUUCGAUCGCUUUGGAAUUUCGGGUCCUGAAAGAAUUAACCACAUGUGCAACCAAGACCAGUUUAUAGUUUCUGGAGGAAAUCCUGUCCCAGCGAUAUGUGGUUUUAACCAGGCCAGUCAUAUGUAUAUUGAUGCUGGGAUCGGGACUACAAAUCCUGUUAAAUUGACUUUUGUUACAAGUGGCAAUUCUUUUGAGAGGCUCUGGAAAGUAAAGGUCACGCAGAUACCUUGCAGCACGAUAUAUAAAGCCGACGAAGGUUGCCUUCAGUAUUACACUGGUGUUUCUGGUCAACUGAAAUCUUUUAACUACGAUCCUGCGACUGGACGACAACUCAGCAAUCAGGACUACGGUAUAUGUGUGAGGAUGGAAAGGAAUUUUUGUGGUAUACAAUACACAGCUUGCCCUGAUCCAGUAAACAAUCGAUCUAAAUCAUUUACUCUAAGUGGAAACAGUAAUACUCUAGUUAACGCCAUGGUUGGAUCAGGCGCUGGGCCCAACAACUGCGCCAAUGAUUGGUUGCUGGUACCAUGUGCAGCUAAUGUAGGCAGAAUACAGCCAGCACAAGCCCUCUGCACCGACAGGAUAUGUGGAGGGACAUUCUCUGCUGAUCUCUCUAUGCAGUCGUCACCAGUUUUAAGCACAGUAAAGCCUUUUCGUCUUUGGUUCCACGCCGACAACGUUGAGGCGCCAGUGGAUAUAGAUAAUAGAGGCUUCUGCCUGAAUUACGUACAACAACCAUGCACUAAUAAUGUUUUG
Brenthis ino (lesser marbled fritillary) is the source of this 1242-nucleotide messenger RNA. Lineage: Eukaryota; Metazoa; Arthropoda; Insecta; Lepidoptera; Nymphalidae. The record is from the annotation of a GenBank genome assembly.